Messenger RNA from Rattus norvegicus (Norway rat), 1637 nucleotides. The record is from RefSeq and is a predicted model, not a curated record. NCBI's taxonomy places the organism in Eukaryota, Metazoa, Chordata, Mammalia, Rodentia, Muridae.
GUCACCAGUAUCGUUGUGACAACCAAUUCCCUACUUUUUCUCUUAGUGUCCAAAGGAUAUAUCCACAGACAUGUUUGCCCGUCUUUGUAGGCACUUUGGGAGAGUUGAUGUUGAUAGAGAAGAGUCUAGAGUGCAGCAAAUGAAACCUAAAGAGGCCUGCAGACAGACAUCAUCCCCUGAAAAUGUCCUAAACAAGAUGCAGGCCAACGAGGAAGAGGAGAGGCUGAAUAGAGAACUGGAGCUAACUACCAAGGAGAGAAAUGAGCUGACAGAACGCCUCCUUUAUGUGACAGGUGGAUCCAUGAGCAAGAGCUCCUACUUCAGGCCAAAUCCAUUUUAUGAAAUCUUGAAGAUGAAGGAGAAAGAGGUCAUGUCAUUACUGCACAACUUAGACACAAAGAACAUUGAACAUCGUGAGAAAUUUCAGGAGCUCAAGAAGGAGAUUAACUUCUAUCACAACCUGCACAGCCGGCUCCUGAUGGACCAGGCAUGUAUGAAGAAGAAGUUGGUCACAUUGAAGCAGGAGUGGAAGGAGUUACAGCGAUAUUUGUUUGAGUUGAACCCGAAGGAUGAAGACGAACAGGAGAAGACCAGCAACCUCCAGACCCAGCAAAAUGUGGUCUCAGGAACUGCAGGAGACAUGGCAUAGGACAGAUCCCAGGAAGACAGCCCCCUGAGGAAUGAGUUUCUCUCUCAGGAGUUCCCUGUGACGACAAUCCUCACAGUCAAAGACUUUUUGGGGGAAUAUUCUUCUUCUCAGAUAAUUUACUCAAUGUAUAGAGACCCUACAUUUAUGUAUCCGUAUGCCAGCCUGUCUGGUUGAGGUCUUUCUCCUCUCUCAUACCGACAACACCAUUUGAGAGACAACUGAGGGGACUACCUUGGCAUCUCACGUCCUAGAGGAGAAACAGCACUACAACUGUGUUUCUAAAUGUUCAUUAAGAAAAUGCUGUUAAGAAAUGUUUUUGGUUAUGAUUUUCAUUGAAGUUCUCUUUUUGUUAUUUCAUAGUUAUAUAUUCUUGUUACUGUUUUUCUUUUUUUAUACCAUUUUAGUUGUUCAUUUUAUGCCUGUUUUUUGUAAAUUGUAUUCCUUAUGAAGAAAAAUUGAUUUGUAACUCUUGACUCUUAAGACUAUCUUAUUCAAGGGUCCUUUCCCCUCCUGUAGACUUAGAACUGACAACUAGAUAUGGAUCUUUGCAUGGUCCAGUGAAUUCAAAGCCACCAAGGUGUACACAGGGUGAUAGUGUCUUUUGUGUGGAUAAUGUGACUUUUUUUAUGGACACACACUGUAUGAUGUAAUCACUGACAUACUGUAUCCAUGCUGUAUUGUCUUCUGCUCAUCCUAGUCUAUAUCAGCCUACAACACACAUUCCUUAUUGACUGUGUGCACCAGAUAUUGAGUAACACACACUCAUGCCUGUAGAGCUGCAGAAAAAAUGACAACUUUCACAAAGGAUUAUAGAAUAAUCCUAAUCGAGAACCAUGUGCCUCAGUUUUUCUUACAAUACAGCAUUAGUAUUAAACCACAAAGAUAAUGACCAUCAACGUCAUUUUGGGAAAUAGGUUUUUAUAGGUGCUGUUUCACUUGAUCAUUCAUAUGCUGUGUUUUUUAUUGUCGCUGAUUAUAUUUAUUUUUA